Messenger RNA from Drosophila subobscura, 372 nucleotides. RefSeq lists its product as uncharacterized. The transcript has a single exon. Lineage: Eukaryota; Metazoa; Arthropoda; Insecta; Diptera; Drosophilidae. Bases 82 to 345 code for a protein of 87 amino acids. The record is from RefSeq and is a predicted model, not a curated record.
CUAAAAUUGAUUGUGUGAAGUUCUCUUCGAUUCGCCGUGGAGGUAACACUUGGAUUCCAAAUACAACACCACAUUUUAGCGAUGAUCUAUUACUGGCUACUGCUGGCUUCGAUGACCUUAAAUCUGAUGGCUAGCUGUGCGGUGGGGGCUUCCGCAUCGAUGGCACAGUUUCUGGAGCGACCCCAUGAGGCGGCGGAGCAGAGUUGGUCCUAUCUUUUGCCCACAAACUUCUAUUCGGAGAUAAAUCAGCAGUAUUAUAGAAGAUUUCGCAGGAGAGCGAACCUUAAGAAAGGUUUUCCCAUGCCAUACAGAUGGUAUCCCUAUGAAUAUGCAAGAUAUCUAUGAAUAAACAUUGGAAUAUGAAAGAUUUAU